GCUCUCUCUCUCUCUAUCUGUUUCGGGCUCUAAAUAUAGAGUAGUCUCGAGAGGAGUCUAAGGUGAAGCUUGGGAGAAUGAAGGAGGCUGUAAUGGAAGAUUACAGCUUGGGGUUGGAGGAGACGGAGCUGCGCCUGGGACUGCCAGGCGGUGGUGCCGGCGGAGGAGGAGGAGAAGGCGAUGCGACGAAGAAUUCAGGCAAGAGGGCGUUUGAGGAGACUGUCGAUCUGAAGCUCAAGCUUCAGACCACGGUGGACGUGGAGGAGGUGGCGGCGGAGAAGAUGAAGAGGUCGCCGAGCCAUAAGAACGUUGCUGCGUCUGCCACUGACCCCGAGAGGCCUCGUGCUCCGAAGGCACAGGUUGUGGGUUGGCCACCAGUUAGAUCAUACAGGAAGAACAUACUGGCUGUCCAAUCCGAGAAGGCGAGCAAGGAGGAAGGAGAGAAGCCGGGCAACACGGCUGCCUUUGUCAAGGUUUGCAUGGAUGGGGCACCAUACCUACGUAAGGUUGACCUCAAAAUGUACAGGAGCUAUCAAGAGCUCUCCAUGGCCUUGGAGAAGAUGUUUAGCUCCUUCACCAGUGCAAACUGUGGCUCUCAAGGAAUGAACGGGAGGGACUUCACGAAUGAAGGGAAGCUGAUGGAUCUCAUCAAUGGUUCUGAGUACGUGCCAACUUAUGAAGACAAGGAUGGCGACUGGAUGCUCGUCGGAGAUGUUCCAUGGGAGAUGUUUGUGGAUUCCUGCAAGCGUUUACGCAUAAUGAAAGGAUCGGAAGCCAUAGGACUCGCACCAAGAGCAAUGGAGAAGUGCAAGAGUAGAAGCUGAGGAAUCAAAAGCCGUGAUAACAGCUGGUUCUUGAUCACAGUCAAAACGCCAACACGAGGCGUGGUCGCCGGAUCUGGGACGAGCAUAUCCAUGCUGUCUGCUGUGUUUUCUAUAUCGUGGUCGCAGUACAUGUUACGUGCAGUUGUCUGUGUGAGAGGGUUUUCUUAUGUGCCAAGGACAUGAAGCGGUGUUAGCUUGUUGGCUAUGAUCUCAAUCUGUCUGCAUUGUUUAUUACCGGUGUGUGUGCAGGUCCAAUAAACUCUUCUACGUGUUAGUGC
This is a messenger RNA of Musa acuminata AAA Group (dessert banana), 1102 nucleotides long. Its product is annotated as auxin-responsive protein IAA30-like. Gene Ontology annotation, biological process: regulation of DNA-templated transcription. The transcript is spliced from 5 exons. Gene Ontology annotation, cellular component: nucleus. Bases 78 to 824 code for a protein of 248 amino acids. The record is from RefSeq and is a predicted model, not a curated record. Gene Ontology annotation, molecular function: protein binding. Lineage: Eukaryota; Viridiplantae; Streptophyta; Magnoliopsida; Zingiberales; Musaceae.